Mollisia scopiformis is the source of this 1119-nucleotide messenger RNA. RefSeq lists its product as uncharacterized. The coding region runs from base 1 to 1119 and encodes 372 amino acids. NCBI's taxonomy places the organism in Eukaryota, Fungi, Ascomycota, Leotiomycetes, Helotiales, Mollisiaceae. The transcript is spliced from 3 exons. The record is from RefSeq and is a predicted model, not a curated record.
AUGAUGGAAAACGCGAAGAGGCUCGCCUUUUCGAAAAUCACCCUCACAUUCGAGUCCGCUAUCACAUGGGACUUGGGCAUCCUAGUUGACGAAACCUUUGACUGGUUGAAUGGCAUCAAGAUCUCUGACACGAGCAAAGUUGGUAUCUUGUCAUCCCCAAAAUUCACGGACCUCAUCAAAUCAGCCGCUCCACAACUGGCUCAAACCAACUUUCAGCUCAUGAUGUACGCUAUUUCCCUCGCUUAUAGCCGACCUGCCAAACACGUGUUGAGCAUUGCAGACAUCCAUAAAAUUGGAUGUAUCGCCGGCCACGAGCUUUUGAAGGCACUCGAACAGUGCAUGAGGCCUCAAUCAUUGAAUCAUUGUUCCGCAAAUGAUUUACGAGCUCUCUUCUUGAUGGUGUUUGGAACAGUUCUAGCAUUUAUGCUCGAAGCGGCCUCGUCUAGAUGGCACAAGCAAGGAAUGUUCGACUGGCGGGCAAGUAGUCCCAACGACACGCAUUUAGUUCCUGCCCAAACAGCGAUUAGCUACCGGUGUCCUAGCGUCAAGGCACAGAGCGGUGCUGAUUCAGAGAGAAACAUACCAAUGUUAGAAGUCCAAUUUUCGCUGAAAACGACAGAGGUCGCCGACCCUCUAGUUAAUUCGUCGCAUGUAUUACAGCUUUCCGAGACCAAGACCGCAGAUUCGGACGCCCAGACUCACUCCUACAACCCUUUCAAUGGGCAGAGCCAGGCUCAUGAUUUGGGCGCAACGAAUGGCGAGAACGUGCCUGCCCUCUGGAUCAGCCAAAGAGCCACCCCAGGAAAAGCAAUACAGAGCGUCGAGGAAAGUACUUCUGAUAUCUCCUCUACUUUGCCACUGGCCCUUGAACAGUAUGCCUCGACUCCUAUAUCUCUCGAACGGGAUGAAAACCUGCAAGUGUUCGAUUCCGAUUUAGAAGAGAAAGACGAAGUAGAGGAAGAUCCGUGUUCUUCUUUGCAUAGAAGCAUGUGGUUCAGAAAUGUAUCAGCAACUCAAUUUCCUGGACAUGAGUGCAAUCAAGUUUCUCGUUAUAGAACUUUCAGUGCUACACUUGUGGUGCGAACCCUCGCGGAGUAUCAUCAUGCGAUGAGUGUCUAG